AGAAGUAGAAAUUAGAAUACUUGAUGUCUGGUGUUAAAAAAAACAAAUAAUAAAUGUCUAUUCUACCCAUUACAUAUAGAAAAAGUCGACAACAAAUUACGACGGAUAUUUCAUAAUUUAUUGAUUAGAUAUUGAUUUGAAAUUGGCCGCGGUCGAAUCUGGUUUCAGUGAUUGUAUCGUCAAUAUUAAUAAAAAAAAAAUCGUGGUCGCCGGUAUUAAACUUUAGUGUAUUUAAAUUUGUUCUCGUAAUAAAGCAUUAAAAAUGGAUUUUAAAAUGCACGAAUAUACCCAUGCUGUUGUCGGAAAAGUGGUUCCUGCUCUUCGUGCCACUGAUCGGGCGGACAUGAAUGAUUCUAGACGACAAUAUGAUUAUUACUUGAGAUUACUCAAAGAGUUGAAUCUAGAACUCAUCGAAAUAGAGACUGAUGCUUUUUUCCCUGAAAACAUUGUAUUGGAAGAUUUAGCCAUAGUUUGCCAUGGUAUUGUACUCAUGCCGAGACCCAUUUCAGCAACUGAAGAGAUUAUUAUGGCAGCUUUGAAAGAUGUGUUUCUCGGAGAACUUGGUCACGAUAUUAUUGAAAUUACUGAUCCAGAGGCAAAACUUGCUGGGUCGGAUGUUUUGUUUACAGGGAGAGAAUUCUUUGUGGGUAUUUCUGAAACAAGCAAUGAAGCAGGGGCUUGUGCACUUGCUGAAGCUUUUCCUGAGUUUCCCUGCACACCUAUCAAGGUUGCCAAAGGUGUAAGACACCUGAAGAGAUAUUUCAGCAUGGCUGGACCAGAUAUCCUCUGCGUGGCUUCAAGCAAAGAGGCUCAAGAGAUGCUGAAGAGAAUCGAAAGGGAGGCUACAUUCACUUACCAGACCCUCACUGUUCCGGAGAAUGGUGCAGCCAAUUGCUUAUAUGUGAAUGGCACUCUCAUACACCGUGCUAUUGAAGAAAUACCGGAAUCAUUCAAGGUAUUUUGUGAGAAGAUAGACUUUGCAAGGCGAUCUAUUUGCUUCUCUGGACUGGCUAAAGUCUCUACUGGACUUACUGCUUGCUGCCUCCUGGUGAGGAAACUUUAAGCUGCCAUUACCAUCUGGUAAUUUAUAUCUUGAUGUGAUACAAAACAGAUCUUUAAAAAUGUUUCAAUUAUUUAAAAUAAACAUCAUCAAUGUUGAUUCUGAGUUGGAAUUUCAGGCACAAAUGCAACAUUUAUAUUAAUUUCAAUAUUAUACUAUAAUAUUCUGUUUUAUAUAAAUAGUGCAAAUUGAAUAAAAAGGUAAUAAAAAAAACAUCAUAAUGACCAAUAAUAAUUAAGCUUGUGUACCGCUAUUGCGAUUUAGAAUAAAUAUUAAAGUGUAAUUGAGCCUAGGAGAGAAACGUAAAGUUUCUGCCAAGUAUUGAUUAAAGUUACAGAUUAAUUUGUUGCAUUUUGUAUUUAUUUACAAAUAAUAUAUGCGGGCUUAUUGGCCCGACUUAUAUAAUGCGAUAAAAUUAUUGGUCAAUUUCUGGUUAUUUUACUUAUUACAUUUUGAGCAUCUGUUUUGUAUCUCAUCUAGACUGCGUGUAUAACGAAAAGGCUAAUUUUAAACUGUGUUCAAGGAGCAAGUCCAAAAUUUGAAUUCUAUAAAACAAAUUUGAAAAUGCUUUAAUUCGCUUUUGUUCUAAAUUUCAAUUUUGGAUUUUAUAAACUAUGCUUCGGUUUUAAAAGAUUUCGUUAUUUCAUUAUAAAAGAAUAACAUUACCCAUUGUGAGUAAUUAUGUUGAAAAUAUGACAGUGUUAUUAUGAAACAAGAGGUCGUUUUUGAUAAUAAAUUUCAACCUUUAGAUAACACGCAAAACCGAAAGACUACAUUUUACCUCAUGUAAGAUAGAAACACAUUCAUCUUAAAACUUAUCAGUAAAUGUAUAUUACAUAAGACAUGUUGCUUUUGCAAUAUUAUCAUCAAUAUGAUUCUAUCUUUACUAUUUAGUAUUUAGCUUCCAUUCCCUAAGUUCCAAGACUGAUAUGAAAAUCUUUAAAAACUACUAGAAGUAUUAUAACAAUUAUUUACUUAGAUUUCAUAAAAAAAUAUUUCCCUUGUAGGAUUAAUAUCUCAAGCAUUCCCAAUUUAGUUUUAAUAUCAACCUUAAAUACCUAAACUAACAAUACCUAAUUAUAUUCCAUUGUAAUAAAUAUGUACAAAACGCAUAAUAUCUGUGUACCUGUUUAUGUACUUUUCAUUUUAAGGUAGCUUUUAUUAUAUACAACACUAAACGUUUACACUUGGCGCAUUUUACACUGGCACAAUUUUUGAAUUUUGAAUGAGACAUUGACG
This is a messenger RNA of Vanessa tameamea, 2299 nucleotides long. RefSeq names its product N(G),N(G)-dimethylarginine dimethylaminohydrolase 1. Lineage: Eukaryota; Metazoa; Arthropoda; Insecta; Lepidoptera; Nymphalidae. The transcript is spliced from 5 exons. The record is from RefSeq and is a predicted model, not a curated record. Gene Ontology annotation, molecular function: dimethylargininase activity; amino acid binding. Gene Ontology annotation, biological process: positive regulation of nitric oxide biosynthetic process; arginine metabolic process. The coding region runs from base 263 to 1063 and encodes 266 amino acids.